AUGGCAGCGUGGUCAGGCAACAUCGACCGCUACACACGGCUACGCCGACCAACCAUGAUCCACGACGAGCUGCCAUGUGUUAUUCGGGGAAUUUAUCACCACCCGUUCUUCGCCCAAUGGUGGUUGACUCAAGAGAUUUCCGACUCCGUUCGACAGGCCAUUUAUGCCCGACUCAUUUUGAAUAACGACUUGUCUUUGUUGAAUGACAACACGCCAGAUACCGACCUCCCAGUUCUUAUAUGGUUCCCCAAAACUGCAGCCACUUCUACCUACACCGAGUUAGUACGGCUCCGUCCAUCGAUGACACCGCAGAUUGCAUGCGCUUGUAUAACUGCCAAUUAUCAAGGCCUGUUUAACAGUCUAAAUGCAACCCCGUAUAUAUUCCUUUGGCGGGCUGGCGAGAGAUCUAGAAACAGCCACUACCUCGAGAAGAUUGAACAAAAAGCAACGGAUCUAGAACUCGAUCGACGCGAGUUUUCUGACUUGGGUUUGCCAAUUGAAGAAUUCGAAUCUAUGUGGCCAGAGAGACCUGAUGUAACGGAUACAUGGCCUAUGGCUGUGCUAGCCCAGGAGAUAGAUCCCAUGAUUAAGGAGGAUCUCGUCCUUGUGCGGGAUAUAACCCUCGGCAAAACUGGAUUCGAUUUCGAAGGCGAUGCUACACCUUCUUUAGUGGAGAAUCUCCUGCUGAAUACAUGCUUGGAGGAUCCAUCGAUACGACCGUCCCCCCCCCUUUCAGGAAUUAGAUCUUGGUGA
Messenger RNA from Penicillium crustosum, 753 nucleotides. RefSeq lists its product as uncharacterized. The coding region runs from base 1 to 753 and encodes 250 amino acids. The record is from RefSeq and is a predicted model, not a curated record. NCBI's taxonomy places the organism in Eukaryota, Fungi, Ascomycota, Eurotiomycetes, Eurotiales, Aspergillaceae. The transcript has a single exon.